UGAUAAUUGAUAUUUAUAGUAAACCAAAACCCACACCGAAGAAAUUUUCCACCAUACCCAACAAAACCAAAAAUUUCGGCGUUUUUCAUCCUUUUGUUGAUUUCUUCUCUAUUCGUCGUAUCUUCCGGCGGAGAUGGCAACCCCGUCGAGGUCUGAAAUCCUCUCGCUGUUCCGUUCUCUACUGCGCACGGCGCGUCAAUUCUCCGAUUACAACAUCAGAGAAUACACCAAACGCCGCGCCAUUGAUGCCUUCCGAGAAAAUCGGAGUCUUUCCGAUCCUUCAUCGAUCUCUUCCGCCUACGCCGGCGGCAAAGCUCAGCUCGAGGUUGCGAAGAGGCAGGCCCUUGUUUACUCUCUUUACGCCCCCAAGGUCAAGAGUAUCAUGGAUGUUAAGCUCUGAUUUCCAUUUUUUUCCGUCUCUCAUGGUGCUUUCUGGUAGUCUUUCGCAUUCUAUGAAUUUGUAGUUAUUUGAGAAUUUUUUUUUUGUUGGAAUUGAACUGUAAAUUAGCACUCUGUUAUCGACAAUGAGCAAAGUUUUUCCCAUCGUAUUCUGGAGUUAUCUCGCGAGCUUAAUUUCUGUAAUCUAUGUUUAGCAAGUAUUCUUAGCAGCA
Molecule: messenger RNA, 611 nt
Organism: Momordica charantia (bitter melon)
Lineage: Eukaryota; Viridiplantae; Streptophyta; Magnoliopsida; Cucurbitales; Cucurbitaceae
Product: LYR family of Fe/S cluster biogenesis protein
Biological process (GO): iron-sulfur cluster assembly
Source: RefSeq, a predicted model, not a curated record